Molecule: messenger RNA, 2814 nt
Organism: Saxophila tyrrhenica
Lineage: Eukaryota; Fungi; Ascomycota; Dothideomycetes; Mycosphaerellales; Extremaceae
Exons: 3
Coding region: 1-2814 (937 amino acids)
Biological process (GO): regulation of Rab protein signal transduction
Cellular component (GO): cytoplasmic vesicle
Source: RefSeq, a predicted model, not a curated record
AUGCCGCCUUCCUUCACCUCAAGGCCUCGGUCUGGCGAAUCCGCACGACCGACAAGCAGAGACUCCGAAAACCUCGUGAUUCCCAAUCGGACCUCAUCGCUGCACUCCCGGAUCGUGCAGCCAAUGCCGAACACGAUGCCUCAGCAGAAGACCGCGCAACGUGCGCCCAAAACCUUGACGCAUGCUUACAUGGUGUGCGGUGUUGGCAGAGAGCCUUCGCAGUGGGUGAAGGCCCCUGUUCCUCCACAAGGGAAGAUUGGGCACAUGAAGGGCGCAGUUGGGCAGUUCUGGUUACCGGAGAUCCUGGGAAGCAGUCCGAGGCUGGAGCAAGACAACGAGAUUGCAAGGUCGCUUCACUCUGCGAUGAGGGCCUGCUUUCCACAUGAUGUUGAGAUCUGCACUGGAGCGAGCCAGCCACAUUGCGUUCACCAUGCCUUCAUACUCCAACAGGACUCCUCCCACACGCUCUACGGCAUUGCUCUACGCGUGUGGUCGCGUGCCGAUGAGAAGCGUGCAGAGACGAUCCGAGAACUACGGAAGCGAACGGAGCCAGACUACUACGAUGCGCCUGGCGAGACGUACUGGAUCCCAUACUGCCUGAGCUUUCUUUCGAGAUAUCCGCUCUACAAUCUGCUCGGCGAUUACCUUCGCGGUAUGUGGAUUCAUUGGAACAAGGCGACCAACCUCUUCCACGCAGAGGAGGUCUCGCGGAUCUUAAGCUUCCCAGCCCCUCGCCUCAACGAUCUUGUCCGGAUCGACAUGAAGGACUACGCAUUGUGCUACCAGUUCCCUUCGACGCCCAACGGCUUCCAGAACUUCGCCAUGUGGCCACUCUUCUGCUGUCUCGCAAUACCAAACAUCGUCGGUGUGCUCGAAGCAGCCAUCUCCCCAACGCGUCGCAUCAUUUUCAUCUCGCACUACCCAGCGAUGCUCACAGUCGCCGCUGAGACCAUCCGCUUCAUGGUACGCGUCUACGAGUGGAGUGGCCUCUACGUUCCGGUGGUGCACGCACGACAUGCCAAGGAGCUUGUGCAGGAACCCGGUCCAUACAUUCUGGGUGUUACUGCAGAGUGUCGCACACUGUUUACUGCACCAUCGGAUGCCCUGGUCGUUGACCUUGACCGCAACUUUGUGCUGACCUCCAGCCCGCCAUCGGUCUGGAGCGCGAAGCAGCGGUCGAAGCUGAUCAACCGUCUUACCGAGUCUCUGAGCGGCGAAGUUGCGCCAUCCGGCGUGCCACAACAUUUGCGAUCUGCAUAUGGCGGUGGCAAGCUCAUCCCGGCUGGCCAAAUCAUUGUCAUGCGUGGCGAGGUCGAGAGCGUGCAGGAUCCAGGUUGGUGGAAUCAGGACAGCGUCAUGAAGGUCAUGGACCACGCAUGUGAGAAGUUGGGAAAAAACACGGGCGUCAAAGCCGUUUUUGGGGGCGCUCAGAAAAAGCCGCUCAUGACCAAGGUGUCUAUGCGCCAUCUCAACGAGAUUGUACGCGAGCGCAAUCAAUAUUCGCGAGAUGCAAUGGAAGCUUGGCAGGACUUUAUCAACCUCAAGGGCAGGAUGGACACGGAGCUUACGAAGGUUACGAAGCGCAACAAUUUCUUGGUGGAGGAGCUCGAAAGCUGGAAGCAGCAGUUCCUCAAGUUCCAGGCGUUUGCUGAGCAGCUUACCAAGGAGACCAACGAGCUCAAGAUCAAGAUCGAAGGACAUAAGAGGGAGAACCGUCGCCUCAGUGCGCUCAUUGAUCAGCAGAAGGACGACACUGCCAGGCUCACCGUGCGGCUGUCUGGAACUGAGAAGCAACGGGACGAUGCGUUGGAAGCACUUGUGCUACAGCAAGAGAUUGCGGAGGAGCUUGAACGGGAGCGAAAGAGGAACAAGAAAGACCUUUCAGCACUUCAGCACACCAACACAACCUUGCUACGCCAGCGCGAUGAGGCUCAGCGUGUGGUCCUCCACCUGCGUGCCCUGAUCGAUGGCCAAGCGCACCACAUGGAGCAUAUCGUCAAGUCUCUGAACGACACUUCAGAGCCCGGAAUGUUCACAGACGCUGAAGAGGGCGAGAUGGUUGAGUCACCGAGAGACAAAGAUCAGCACGAAGGUGUCGCGGUCAAGCAGGCUGGUGGGAGGGACUCAAUGCCGUCGUCGAGGUCAAGCACAAGAAUGUCGAGUCGUGCGGACGGUGAGGAAGCCUCUCAAGCAGCGGAGUCUCGAUACUCCAACCACGCUGCCCGCAAACGCUUGUCGGAAUUCAGCAUGACUGAUGUCGCAGAUCGCCAUCUCCGCGACAAGACGGACGCCAUCGCCUACAUCAUCCGGAACAUCUCCGAGCAAUGCGCGGCAGCAGUAGAGGGACUGGACCUCGCUCGACGUGCGGACACCUCUAGCACGAUGAGUGGAGACGACGAUCGAUCAGAGUCCGGAAAGAAGAGAGGCAAGCGGGCGAUGAAGACAAUGUCACGAGAAUAUGCCGAUGGCGAGUACCACGACACCCAGACCAACGGCUCGGAGUCAGAGUUUGGAGAUGCCAGCGACACCUCUGGCUACCUACGUCCUAAGCGGUCGUCGUCCCAUGUGCCGCCCACGCCGGAUCUCGUGCACGACCGGAGCUCGACCAGCAUGAGUCUUGGCAGUGAGAGCACCGCUGCCACACCUCAGAGACAGAGCAUCAACAGCCAGUACAAGACCCAACAGGAGGACAUUCCCGAGGUGCCGACACGCAUCCUCGACCAAGAUGAAGAGGCGGACAUGGAGGUCUCCGAGCCGGUCACGAAGUAUAGCGCACACCGCGUCUCCAGCAGCCACCAGCAGGCCGCACGGUGA